UUCACCAACCAGUAGCUGGACCUUGGAUCUCAUUUUUUGAUAACAUGAGUCCUACUGCUCUCUAGCGUAACCACAGGGCUUUAAACUACACAUCUCCAUCAUUUCAGAUGCUCUUAACGUCUAGAUGGAGCCCUCAGACAUCCCGGAGACCACCACCUCUUUUGAGUAUGAUCCUCAGAGCUUUCUGUGUGAGAAGAAGACCUUCGUCUUCGCCACCUUCAGCACCACCAUCCUGUACUGCCUGGUCUUCUUUCUCAGCUUGGUGGGCAACAGCCUGGUGCUGUGGGUCCUGGUGAAGUAUGAGAGCUUGGAGUCCCUCACCAAUGUCUUCAUCCUCAACUUGUGUCUCUCAGACCUGGUGUUCUCCUGCCUGUUGCCCGUGUGGAUCCUGGGAUACCACUGGGGCUGGUUGCUGGGAGACUUCCUCUGCAAGCUCCUCAACAUGGUCUUCUCCAUCAGCCUCUACAGCAGCAUCUCCUUCCUGACCAUCAUGACCAUCCACCGCUACCUGUCCGUGGUGAACCCCAUCUCAUCCCUGCGCGUCCACACCCUGCAGCGCCGCAUGCUGGUGACCAUCGCCGUGUGGGCAGCCAGCGUCCUGUCCUCCAUCCCCGACGCCAUCUUCCACAAGGUGUUCCCUUCGGGCUGUGAUUAUUCAGAACGCGAGGGGUUCCUGGCCUCAGUCUACCAGCACAACAUCAUCUUCCUCCUCUCCGUGGUGAUCAUCCUGUUCUGCUAUGUGGAGAUUCUCCGGACCCUGUUCCGUUCGCGGUCCAAACGGCGCCACCGGACAGUCAGGCUUAUCUUCACCAUCGUGGUGGCAUACUUCCUCAGCUGGGCCCCCUACAACCUGAUCCUGUUUCUGCAGACACUGUUGAAACUUGGGGUCAUUCAGAGCUGCGAGGUCAGCCAGCAGCUGGAUUAUGCCCUGCUCAUCUGCCGCAACGUUGCCUUCUCCCACUGCUGCUUCAACCCUGUGCUCUAUGUCUUUGUCGGGGUCAAGUUCCGCAGACACCUCAAAAGUCUGCUCCGGCGCUUCUGGCUCUGCCGGCAACAGGCGCCCGGCCUUCCCCCAUCACCUCACCCCCCAGGUGCCUUCACCUAUGAGGGCAUCUCCUUCUACUGACGGGGAGUUUGAGGGGACAGGCAGAGGUGGGCAGAGGAGCUGGAGGAGGCGGGGCUGAAGGAGAAGUUGGGCAGGAAGGAACAUGGAAGGCAGGACACCGGGAAAUGCUACAGCUGCAGGUGUGGGAGUGAAAGAAAUACAUUACACCAGGGAGUCCCACAUGCCCCCUCUUCUGCAGAAAAUGUCCCCACCUGGAAAUUUUUUAUUGCCAUCCAGAAAAACGCUUCUUAGAUUUUAAGAAAAUUUUUAUCUCUUAUUCCCUCAUUUAUUCAUUCAUUUAGACAUGGAUUUCUUAUCCUUGCUUAGUUCAGAGGGCUCUAAAAUGUGAACGAAUUCCUAGAAAGGAACAUCCUUCAUGACUUUAUGAGGGUCUGAAAUUCCAUUGUGCAGAGGUUGCUGGCAAGACCAUCUCUCCCCUCCCUGAUUGUAGGGUUAUCCCUGCUGAUUUGGGAGGGGGUUGGCUCUGGGUGACUGCUGGAUGAGGCUGUCUGCAGGACAAAAGUAAUCAUAUCCUCAAACAAGGACAAUCAGAAUGAAAUCCAGAUUCUGAAAACCGACAACUGGACAGGAGACAUGUUCUGGGUCAUGGUACCAGUUUCUAGCACAUGAACUGGCACUUGCUUAUUUAGUCUAUGAAUCUUUUAUUGAAAGAAUGAAUGCAAUAAGUGCCACCUUCUGCAGGCAUUUAUUUGGAGGAUAUGAAGAUGAACGAGAUGCAGAUGCUACCCUCCAGGUGCCAACAGUCCAGCUCGGAAGGCCCAGAGAAGUAAACACCCACCUUGAUGAAGGCAUCCGGAGGGGGAAGACUCUGCUACAAUCUCCUCAUCUCCAGGUGGAUAUUGUGCUGACAUUUCUGAUUCAUCAUUUUCCAUCUAAAAUGUUCUCCCCCGUCUUGGUUGAUGGUACCAGCUUCCCCACAGUCACCCACACUCGGACUCACAUCACCUUUGAGCCCUGCAUUUCCUCUCCCUCCAGUCCCACGGCCAGAUCCUGUUGACGUUGCCUUCCGCAUGUCUCUCUAAUGCUCACGGCUUCAUCCCCAAACAGCCUCACUUCCUCCGCAUCUUCCUGUUGCUCAUUUCUUCCCCACCAAGGCUCCUCUGCAUUGACAUCAGGUUGCUUCAAAGCCUUAGUGGCUCCUCAUUACGUACAAGUAAAGCUGAAGACCUCAGCAGGUCGUUCAGGGCCCUUAUAAUCUGGUGCCAACUAACCUUCCAUUCUUUCUGCUUUUAUUCCAACCUAAGCCCCCUACCCCCAGGCAGCGUGGGAUCCAGCCACAAAAGGCCACUGGCCCUUUCCCAGACACCCUUCUCCCAGCCUCCUCUGGGCCUUUGUUGUGCUGGGCCUUCUACUCCCUAACCUGAAAUGCCCCAGCUGACAUGCCAGCUCCUUCAGGUGGCUGUCUGCAAUCUGUAAAUCAGAGGGGCACUCUCUGGGUUGCUUCUGCUCGUCCUCUCUAAAAAAGUCCGUGUCACUCUCCAAUGUGUUACACCCAUGGAUGUCUUAUCCCCCUGCCCCAUCAGACUGCAAACUGCCUGCGGGCAGGAACCUGAUCUUGCACCCUGCCAAGCAUGGGGCCUGGUGUUCUAUCACUGUGUACUGAGUGGGAGCAAAGAAUGACAGCUGUCAUUUUUCUUCCAGUUUAUGCUUUUUGGGCCGCCACGUCCAUGGGACACAUUUUACCUUGUUUGCCCCAGGCUGCUGCUUUAUAAAUAUUAACCUUUCUUCGCUAGUCUGCACUUACAUUGCUUAUCCCUCUCCGUGGCAAUGGCUGAACUUGCCCUGGCCUUUUAAUUAGUAGUACAUAUGCCUGCCUCUUACACUAUCCCACAGCUUCACAUCCAAGGACAUAGACAAAAGGCACCCUCUCAGCUUUUCCAUAUCCCACAGACCUGGUCCCAAUCUGUGAACCUGAUUCAGCUCUGGAGUGACCCCUUUGGAAAAAUGCCCCAGGUGAUUCUGCCAUGCACCCCAGUUAGGAACAUUUGGCUGCAACUCUUUGAAAAUAGGAAUUCCAGAGUCUUCUACCCCUUGAGCAGGACUUUGUACACAGCAGUCACUCCAUACAUGCUUGUUGAAUAAAGUAGUUCCUAAUGCAGCCCUUAGCUGAAGCCUAGAGAGCUUGUAAAGCACUUUCCCCUUCAGUUCCUGCUACAAUUUCAAUGAUCUGUUUGCCACUGGGUGGCCAGCCUUGAAGAAGUUUGACCUGGCUGGGGAAGAGUGAGGGUCUACUUUUAAGAAUUAGGCCUGUAGCACCUGUUGGAGAGGGCUGGGUGGGGCACCAGUGAAGGGAUAAAACUCUUGUGGCCUUACUAACCAAUUGGUGGGGACAUCACCCACCACAGAAGAAAGAAAUGGCCAAAAGAAAGGGGCAAUUAGAUAGUCCUGAGGUCAUAGCCAAGUCUGUGGGCUUCUGGUCAGCCUAAUCAUUCCACAUUCCUUCAAACUGAUAAUAUUAAAAUUUUAUUCAACUUUUAUUCAGACGGCAGGCUGAGCCCAGGGAGCAGAAGGGCAGAGGACUCCAGCUCACACACCCACUUCACCAAACCAAAGCACAACAGGUUUUGAGCCUACUCUUCUUAGAAGGCAGGUUGGGGGAUCUUGUGUCACUACAGAGUAUGCCCUUUGAGAUCAUCUCUCCACCAUCUCCUCACCCCAUCCCAUUCCUGAACAUCCCAAGAUGCUUAUCUAAGUGUUUCUUUCAACACCUACAGCCAUUUCCUGGGAGCACUUCAUUAGUACAAUUGUGUUUGUCUUUUUACAUUUCUGCUGAUGUUUUGGCAUCCCCAGUAGACUAGCUCCCAGGGUAAUCUUUAAUGCAGUGUCUUCUCCUAAUCUAGCUCCUUGAGACUCCAAAGGAAGAGGCACAGAGAAAGAGAGGUGUGAAUGGGAAGAUGGAGGGGCACCCCUGGGUGGAACAGCUAGCUGAAGGAAGCAGCCAGCCAGCUGUACACCAGUGACUAUGCUCCACCUUUGUUUAUCACACUCUUCAUGGGCCACAGUCUCCUGCUUUCCCUUCCCUCCACCCACUGAAACCGCUGCUCAACCUCAUCUGGACCACUGUGGGCCUCUCCCUCCUGCUCCAGGGCCCUGGACAUGGGGCUGCAGACUUUCUGCCAUUCCUGGAGCAAAAACAAUCCACAGUGGCUUCAAGGGAAUAUCCUCUUCACAGCAUUUCCACCUCCAUACUCUCUCAGACAAAAUCAGCAAGAGAAGAAGCUUGCUGAUCUCUAAAUAGGAAGGUGGCUCCAAGCCCAGGGCAGCCCCUGACCAGCUGGAGUAGAAGGUCCUUGAGGGCACAAGCCCCGUUUUGCAUAUCUAGAACAUCCCUCAGUACCCAACAAUGUUUGUGGUUGGUUAAGUAAGUGGAUAGGAGACCAUCUUUUUUAGCUUUUUUCUACUUUUGUUUCUUCUUCACACACUUGCUUAUGUUACAUCUUCCAGUUAAUACCAGGCACUGCCCAAUGGGCUUCCCAUGAACUCUUCUCCAGGGCCCACCAGCCAAGACAUCGCUUGGUUUGUUGAACCCCUAAUGGCUUUCAUUUGUGAAACCUGCCUGUGACCAGACAAAUACUAAUUACUCUUAAAAUCAUCUCAUAAAUAGAGAAAGCAUCAUGUAUCACAUAUGCAAAUA
This is a messenger RNA of Vicugna pacos (alpaca), 4760 nucleotides long. RefSeq names its product X-C motif chemokine receptor 1 (gene XCR1). The record is from RefSeq and is a predicted model, not a curated record. NCBI's taxonomy places the organism in Eukaryota, Metazoa, Chordata, Mammalia, Artiodactyla, Camelidae. Gene Ontology annotation, biological process: positive regulation of cytosolic calcium ion concentration; cell chemotaxis; G protein-coupled receptor signaling pathway. Gene Ontology annotation, cellular component: external side of plasma membrane; membrane. Gene Ontology annotation, molecular function: C-C chemokine receptor activity; C-C chemokine binding.